Messenger RNA from Condylura cristata (star-nosed mole), 3761 nucleotides. It is a transcript of the gene SSX2IP, whose product is annotated as synovial sarcoma, X breakpoint 2 interacting protein. The transcript has 15 exons. The record is from RefSeq and is a predicted model, not a curated record. Lineage: Eukaryota; Metazoa; Chordata; Mammalia; Eulipotyphla; Talpidae. Bases 259 to 2103 code for a protein of 614 amino acids.
GUUGCGGCCGUUGGAGGAGGCCGGCGAGCGUUGACCCCGACUCCCUGGAGGAGAAGUACUUGUGAAUAAAUCCUGUUGGUUUGAUUAUUUGCUCAAGAAACAAAGGAUUUUUAUAAUUUGUGGAUUUUAUGUUCUCGGUAAUGAUGACCAUCAUUAGCUGGUUAUGAAGGAGAUGCCUACAUAGAAGAGUGACAGUAGCUGGAUUAAAUGUUUCACUGCUGAGCUGGCUCCUCAGGUAUCCUGGCUCUGACGAUUGCUAUGGGAGAUUGGAUAACUGUUACAGAUCCAGGUCUGUCUUCAGAAAGCAAAAAUAUCUCUCAAUAUACCUCAGAAACAAAGAUGUCUCCAUCAAGUUUAUACUCACAGCAAGUGCUCUGUUCUUCAAUACCUUUGUCAAAAAAUGUGCACAGUUUUUUCAGUGCCUUCUGCACAGAAGAGAAUAUUGAACAAAGUAUUUCAUACCUUGAUCAGGAAUUGACUACUUUUGGUUUUCCUUCAUUGUAUGAAGAAUCCAAAGGUAAAGAGACAAAGAGAGAAUUAAAUAUAGUUGCUGUUUUAAAUUGUAUGAAUGAGCUACUUGUACUUCAGCGCAAGAACCUUCUAGCUCAGGAAAAUGUGGAAACACAGAAUCUGAAACUGGGAAGUGAUAUGGACCAUCUGCAGAACUGCUAUGCAAAACUUAAGGAACAACUGGAAACCUCCAAGAGAGAAAUGAGUGGACUCCAGGAAAGAGACAGACAAUUACAGUGCAAGAAUAGGAAUUUACAUCAAUUACUGAAAAAUGAGAAAGAUGAGGUACAAAAACUACAAAGCAUCAUUGCAAGUCGAGCCACCCAGUAUAAUCAUGAUAUGAAGAGAAAAGAGCGUGAAUAUAAUAAACUAAAGGAACGUCUACAUCAACUUGUUAUGAACAAGAAGGAUAAAAAAAUAGCUAUGGAAGUUCUCAAUUAUGUGGGGAGAGCAGAUGGCAAGAGGGGAUCCUGGCGGACUGAUAAAACUGAAGCCAGGAAUGAAGAUGAAAUGUAUAAACUUCUCUUGAAUGAUUAUGAAUGUCGUCAGAAACAAAUCCUAUUGGAAAAUGCUGAACUUAAGAAGGUUCUUCAGCAAAUGAAAAAAGAAAUGAUCUCUCUUCUUUCUCCUCAAAAGCAGAAACCUAGAGAAAGAGCAGAUGAUAGUACAGGAAAUGUUCUCUCUGAUGGCGAGGAAGAUGGCGGGGAACUGAAUAGAGAGAGUAUAUGGGACCUUUCCUGCGAAACUGUGAGAGAACAGCUUACAAAUAGUAUCAGAAAACAGUGGCGAAUUUUGAAAAGCCAUGUAGAAAAACUUGAUAACCAAGUUUCAAAGGUACACCUUGAAGGUUUUAAUGAUGAAGAUGUCAUCUCACGGCAAGACCAUGAGCAGGAAACUGAAAAGCUUGAAUUAGAAAUUCAGCAGUGUAAGGAAAUGAUCAAAACUCAGCAACAACUUUUGCAGCAGCAGCUUGCUACUGCAUGUGAUGAUGAUACCACUUCACUGCUUCGAGACUGUUAUUUAUUGGAGGAAAAGGAGCGCCUCAAAGAAGAAUGGUCCCUAUUUAAAGAACAAAAAAAGAAUUUUGAGAAAGAAAGACGAAGCUUUACAGAAGCUGCCAUUCGCCUAGGAUUGGAGAGAAAGGCAUUUGAAGAAGAAAGAGCCAGUUGGUUAAAGCAACAGUUUUUAAAUAUGACUACCUUUGACCACCAGAACUCAGAAAAUGUGAAACUUUUCAGUGCCUUCUCAGGAAGUUCUGAUUGCGACAAUCUUACAGUGCACUCCAAGCCACGACAAAAGAAGCCUCAUGGUGUAUCUAAUGGGUCUCCAGCUUGCACAUCCAAACUUGCUAAAUCUCUUCCUGCUUCUCCUUCCACUUCAGACUUUUGCCAGUCACGCUCCUGUGUUUCUGAACAUAGCUCAAUCAGUGUGCUGAAUAUAACCCCUGAGGAAACAAAACCAAAUCAGGUUGGAAGAGAAUGUACAAAUCAGAAAUGGAGCGUGGCUUCGAGACCUGGAUCACAGGAAGGUUGCUAUAACGGAUGCUCCUUAAACUAUACAAAUUCUCAUGUCGAAAAAGAUGACUUACCUUAAACAUGCAGGCUGGAUGUUUUUCCUCAACAUGUUCAUCAAAUUUCACGUCUAAGUUGAAACAGGGUGUGUCAUAAAGUCAGUUAUCUAAUAACUUAAGAUUGUCUGAGUUAUUUGUUUGGACUUCCCUGUUCCUCCCCCAAAGAGCGAAAUGUUAAAUCUAUUUAAAAGGAUAUAAAAGCUUUGGAAAUGUAUUUUUAGUAACAGAAGCAUCUGGUUCUGUGAAUAAAGGAAUGUAUAAGAUGUUUGGAUGGAAACAAAAGCACUAGACUGAGUUUCCUCUUAUAGGUAUUAAAAUAGCACUUUUAGAAGACUGAUUAUUGUAAAUGUUUAAUUUUUGUCUCAUAUAUAUAAUAGUUGGCAUUGAAAGUUUAGCCUUGAAUGUAUACUGUAGAUUUUUAACAAAGCGAGUUCUAUAUUUAUUAUGUUUAGUGUGAUUUGGAAUUACCUCUUUCAUAUGUUUUGAAUAAAUAAAGUGAAAUUUCUGUAUGUUUUGUACAUAGAUAUUAUACAUGAUAUGUUAAAGAGGCUUUAAGAUUUAAAAACAUCCAUAAUUGUAGUGUUUCAUGCCAAUAAUUUUUUCUCAGUGGUCUUCCGUUUACAGCUGUACCGGAGCCGUUGCCACACCACCUUUAGGAGAUUUUGAACCCAUGCGGGCAAUAAAUACUCAAAAGCUGUUUCAUGAAGCUCAGUUCUUCAGAUAAUUAACAUUACUAAGUGUUGCAUUUUUUGAGAUUUUUACAGCAUUAUAUUUUUUAUUUUAUAUGUAGGACAUUAUACUUUUUCAGAGGACUACUGAUUAUAGGGUAAUAGAAGUAAAGAGCAUUUACUUUGAAUAAAGCAACUUAAGAUUAAUUGUUAAAAGAUACUUGGAUGCUUGAAGACAAAGAUUUUGGAUGGUAAUGGGUACCCGCGUAGAAAUAGCUAUACCAGCUGUGACUUGGGGCUUCAUAUAGUUGCUAUCCACUUCAUAAUUUCACGGCAAGGUAUUUGUCAUUACUGGUAAGAAAGCUUAAUGAUAUGAAACUGUCAGAUUUUAUGAACCAGAUAUUAUGAAACCCUGAACAACCUUGUGUCAUUUUAUUUUUAUAACUGAUUGCAUGUUUCUUCAUGAACAGUGUGUGAUUAUUACUGAUAAGAAGAAUAAAUGUGGGUCUAGUCUCUUCUCCAGGAUUUUCACCAUAAAGCUUUAAGUGCCUAACCCUGUUUGUCUCUGUACAUAGAGCUCACCCAGACCCAGUCUUGGCUUGUUCCUGUAGUGUAGGCCUGUCUGCCUUCUUUUCUGGCAAUGCAGGCACUUAACAUAGAUUCUCAUUCUGUUGUGGCUGUUCCAUUUUAACUUGUCUGGUUUUAUCGCUCAUUUGCAACAUAGAACUCUGUGGAGUUGUGUGGCUGCAACCAAGGUUGAUGAAAUUAUCGUUGCUUAUAAGGCAUUAGCAAAGCUAGGUGUCAAAGUAACUGCAUUUAUAGUCUCAAAAGCUGACAUUUGAAUGCAAGUUAGUCGCUCAGCACUUGCAGCUUGAAGCAUGGUCACUUCUUUACUGUUUAAAAUAGAAAUGUUACAGUAUCUCAGAGCUAGUGCCAUAUUCCAAAGAAACAAGACAAUUUUUUUUUGUUACUAAAUAAUAAUGAUGAAAAGAAAGCAAUCAAAAUUUUAAAAA